Molecule: messenger RNA, 1497 nt
Organism: Striga hermonthica
Lineage: Eukaryota; Viridiplantae; Streptophyta; Magnoliopsida; Lamiales; Orobanchaceae
Source: the annotation of a GenBank genome assembly
AUGGACCUUGUGGUUUGGGGUGGUGCUGCAGAUGAUGAGGGCAAUGAUGGUUGGCACGGUAUGAUAAGCAAAGAAGAAUUCGUUCGUGUUAUCGAGGCGGCUUUGAUUUCUUUAGGAUUCAGUGACACUAUGCCCAUUUUUCAUAGCGAGAUGCGUAACCAAUUUGGUUUUCUGAAGGAACCUAACAAGUUCAGGGACCAUAUCAUUGAAGGGAAUUGGCUCAAGGCGACUGAGUUGGUUGGGCAAAUGGACAUGUCGGAUGUCGAUAGAGCUAGGGUGCUGAUAAAAAUUCAGGAACAAAACUUCCGUGAAUUACUGAAAGUUGGAAGAAAAGACGAUUGUAUGAGUGUAUUCUACCAGAUGACCAAGCUUGGUCUUGAUGAAGAGAAAACAGUGCAACUCUUGCAGCUGUUUUUGAAGCCUGAACACGAUAUGCCACCGGACAGAAAGAUUUUGCUGAAAGAGGUUGGGAAGCUGUUGCCACCGGGAAUAAUUUUGGAUAACAGGCUAAUAGAGCUUUUAGAACAAGCCCUCUCUCAUCAAAAGGAGUCAUGCAUCUAUCAUAAUACUCCAUUGAAGAAGAUGUCCCUUUUUAGGGAUCAUCUUUGUGCUGAUAAUAGGAUUCCGAGCAAACUUCAGCAGGUCCUAACUUCUCAUGUGGAUAGGACGAGAGCUGAUUAUGAUACUAUUAACGCUCUGCAAUUUUCAAGAAAUGGUGUGUUCUUAGCCUCUUGCGCCGGAAGGGAUGCAAUCAUAUGGGGGGUGCAGGAACAACAUAUCAGCUUUCUUCAUCACUUGACUGGACAUGGGCGCUUUAUCAUCAAUGAUAUAUGCUGGAAUACAAAGGACACAGAAGUGCUUACGUGCGCUGAAGAUGGAGCUAGAAGGUGGGAUGUUUUCACCGGAGAAUGCCUGUCCACAUUCAACAAGAGGGGAAUGAUUCGUUGUGUGUGGGCAGAAGAUGGCGUUUUUACUGCAGAUUGGCGGGGGAUAACUAUGUGGACUGCUCAUGGAGAGGAACUAAAUAGAUGGGGGAUUCAAGGGGUAGCGUGGAGUGUUCGAGGACAGGACCUAAGAGGAGAAGAAACAGUAUGGGAAAUGAAAGAGGAUAAUUUUCUGACAUUUAUUGGAUCAACGUUGAGGAAAGAGAUUGUAUACGCCACGGAAGACUCCACGAUCACCCUGUUAGGCUGGGAAACUGGGAGAGUAAGGACCGUUAUGGAAAAUGGCAAAAAGCAUUUGAGGAUGUUUCAUGACGAAGAGAUGCAAGAUAUUGACUGUGGAGUUUGUUUCGGUGGAUGUAAUGAAGCGUUUGUAGCAUGUGCCAACAUUGAUUCGAGGGUGCGUAUUUGGCAUAGAUCCUCAGGGGAGUUGGUAGCCACUCUCGUGUCCAUAGAUGGAAAUGAAUCAGAGAGGCGGGUGGCUUGGAACCCAGUCAUUCCAACCAUGUUGGUCUCGGGAGGAGACGACCGAGUGAUCCGGGUUUGGGGAGUUUGA